GAAAGUUGGGCAAUCAGAAGAGGCAGAAGCCCCUUCUUGCUUUAUAAGAAUGAGGUCUUGGCCAUAACAGUGUUGGGAAAAGAUUAAUUAAGUUUGGAUCACUUUCACUCUUUCAGGAGUGUGUGGCAGAAAAGGGAGUGUAGGAUAUCAGGCUUUCAACUCACCACCUCUUAGGCACUGCCAAAGUUUCCUAAACCCUGCUUCACCCCUUCUGCCCUGCACUGCUCAAAUUGCAACCUUAGGGAGGCUGUUAUCUAUUAAAAUACACCUUUGCUCCAGUAUGAAAUUAAAGUCAGAUGAAGCCUGCUGCCUCUCUGAGAAGCAACUUUGGGUCCCCUUCGUUAGGGCACAGAACUAAGCUGGAUCCAAGGAAUUUGAGUUCAAAGAGAGGUGGUCAAAUGCUCAGAAGGUCAUUCUGCUUCAGUGAUUUCUCUUUGACCAACCACACUUGAGAAGUUCCCAAGGAGAAGUGAGCCAUCAAAGACCACAGACACGGUCCACGUGGAAACCAGGGAUGGCAAAGCAACCCCUAGGAAGGAUGGAAACACCCACUGAAAUCUCCUCAAGGAUUAAGGUUACUGAAGUUAUUGAGGACAUCUCUCUGCCAGGAUACUUAUGCACUCAAGAGAGCCUGAGAAUUGCUACCAACUUUCAGUUCCAAGAUACAGACAUCCUCUUGGUCACUUUCCCAAAAUCAGGUACAAUCUGGGUACAGCAUAUCCUGAGCCUCAUUUUCAACAAAGAUGAUAUCCAGAACCAAAGCACCAUACCUACCUUUGUUAAGAUCCCCUGGCUUGAACACAGACAAGUCUUCAAAAGUGUGAUGGAGAAUGAGAAGUCCAGACCACGCAUCAUGACCACUCACCUCCAGGCCAAAUUUUUAAUCCCUAACCUAAAAAACUCCAAGGUUCGAGUGGUAUAUGUGGCACGGAACCCAAAGGAUGUCCUCGUCUCCUUCUAUCACUUUCAUAAAUUUGCCAACUUUAUGCCAGAUUUCAGCUCCUUUGAUGACUUCUUUGAUCAGUUCCUUGAAGGCAAAGUGCAUUAUGGUUCCUGGUUUAACCACAUAAAGGGCUGGCUAGGUGUCCGGCAUGAACUAAAUUUCUUUGUGAUCACUUAUGAAGACCUGUCCCAGGAACCUUACCAAGCUAUCCAGAGCCUGGCCAAAUUCCUGGGCCAGCACCUAGAACCGGAGUAUCUCAAGAGCAUCCUGUAUCACAGCACCUUUUCCUUCAUGAGUCAAAAUGACCAGCUCAACUUUUCCACGAUCUCUUGUGAGGUCUAUGACCACAGUAAGGGAAAGUUUUUCAGGAAAGGCAUGACUGGAAACUGGAAGGAAUACUUCUCCCAAGAUCAGGAUGUCAGAUUCAAUAAUGUCUACCAGGCAGAGAUGAGAGAACUCACCUUUAAAUUCCCCUGGUCUCUGGACUGACCAGGAAAACAAAAACCAGACCCUUUCUCUUGUCCUCAAGCUGAUCAUUAUAGUGAUGUUUUACCAUAAUGCCACACCCCUAUUCCCUGUAUCUGGCCAGCUCUGAAUCACCUCCUAUUUUUAAAACUUUUGGCAGCCCAGGGCCUCUUUACCCUUCUGGAGUCCCCACAGAAGCCUAGCACCUCAGCUAUACAGAAUCCACCACCAGAAAGCAGCACCAGCAGCAAAAAUCUACACCAAGAACUCUUCUCCACUUCUAUUGUCACUACCCUAGUACAGGAUUUACUUAGGUAUAUAAUUCCCAGCAAAACUGCAGCUACAGGCCAAGCCCAGAACUUCCCCACUUAUAGAAACCAAUUCUCAUGAAGCCAGCACAGAAAUCAAUCAUAGAGGCUCAUACAAUAAGUUUGAGUACAUCAAGCUUCAAUAUGCCGCAGUGACUUGACUUCACAAACCAGUAACUUGCCAGUGGGAAACUCCCUAGUAAGAACCCUGAGAAAUGACCAGUCUAAAUUUGAAUUAUGCUCCCAGUACCCCUCAGCCUCAAUGAUAUGAUUGUUGAAUUGUCUUCUAAGAACUGCUGAUUAAUUAUUCCAUUUUAUUAAAAGCAAUAAGUAAUUUUCCUUGAUUGUUUGUAAGCUCAAAACUUCUCACAGGGUAAUGAGAAAAUUAAGCCACCUAUGACAAAAUCAUUUAUCUUGUAUUCUGUCUGUAAUCAUAAUACAAAAAUAUAGAAUGUUAAUCAAGUGAUUUGUUAAAAGUUAAUGUAUCACUUUUCUAAUUGUCUCUCUUGAACAUGUGUGUUAGGUAAUGUAAUCUGCAUGCCAAGAAAACGGGUAUAAAAAUAAAAAUCAAGCCUAGGACAGUGGAGUGGCUGUCAAGCUUCAAAGCAGUCCCAUGACCAUAAUGAUUAAUCUGUCUUCAGCUUGUUAUUUAUUUUGACUGAUCAUUCGCCAGCCACCAGUCAGGAACCCUGGAGUUGUGAGUGAGGCACAACCCUGACCACGGCAUUUGACUAGUCUAUUCCCUACUUACCUGCCAAGGUGGUUUCCCUAAAACUCAAGUCUGUGUCACCCCUCUCUAUUCAAUGAAUUCCAGAGGCUCCCUGUUUCCCUCCAAGAAUGGCAGAAUAAAUGCCAUUGUUUGACUUUCAAAGUCCUUAAUAAUCCGGACUCUAUUAUUUUCGAGUAUUUUGAAACUUCCAUGCAUCCUAAAAAACAACUGUAUUGGCUUGUUGCUGUUCUUCACCUUCAACUCUCUGUGAUUUUACAAUGACCUUCCCUUUUGUCAGUAAUGUCCUCCCUUCUCAUGUCAGUCUCAAAGCUUCCUGGUUUUCUUCAAGAUUCAAAUAAAUUUUUACCUUCUGCUGGC
This is a messenger RNA of Monodelphis domestica (gray short-tailed opossum), 2803 nucleotides long. Its product is annotated as sulfotransferase 1C3-like. Lineage: Eukaryota; Metazoa; Chordata; Mammalia; Didelphimorphia; Didelphidae. The record is from RefSeq and is a predicted model, not a curated record. Gene Ontology annotation, molecular function: sulfotransferase activity.